Messenger RNA from Ilyonectria robusta, 717 nucleotides. RefSeq lists its product as uncharacterized. The coding region runs from base 1 to 717 and encodes 238 amino acids. The transcript has 2 exons. The record is from RefSeq and is a predicted model, not a curated record. NCBI's taxonomy places the organism in Eukaryota, Fungi, Ascomycota, Sordariomycetes, Hypocreales, Nectriaceae.
AUGACUAGCCCGCAACCUAAGACACUCCAAGGCAAGGUCGCCGUGGUCAGCGGUUCCUCCGGAGAGAAGGAAGCCGCGGAGGCAGUUAUGUCUUCGUUGCUCGAUAGUGACAACGCGAGGAUUGUUGAGGCGGAUCUUGCCACUCUGGAAGGACCCCGUUUGCUCAUCGAGGCUACCGUCAAGGCAUUUGGCCAGCUUGAUAUUCUCGUCAACAACGCCGCCGUCUGCUGGCCAACCCCCAUCGACGGUCCUGACGAUCAGCAGGUCUUGAAGAACUGGGAUGACAUGGUCACCCUCAACGGACGAGGCACUCUACUCCUUACGCGAGCUGCGCUCCCUGUCAUUUCCCGCCAGCAAUCGCGCAUCAUCAAUAUCUCAAGUGACUCAACACGAUCCCCGGAGCCAGAUAUGACAAUAUACACCGGCACCAAGGGCAUGAUCGAGGCAUACGCGAGAUGUUGGGCGAAGGAGCUGCCGCGGAAGUAUGGCUGUACGGUCAACACUAUCGCGCCCGGUCCCAUCGCCACGAAGAGGAUGCUAUCAGCGCCCCCGCAAUUUCUCGACGUGAUUAUGAAGCAGACGGAGAAGAAUCCGGUGGAGAGCCGGCUGGGCACGCCGGAAGAGGUUGCAUACGCAGUGGCGAUGCUGUGCGAAGAAAAGGCAGGCUGGAUCAACGGGCAAUACAUUCCGGUUUGCGGUGGUUCUUACAUGACGUGA